UUCUACUUUCAAGGUUUUUGAAGAUUUUAAGGUUAGUAAGUGCAAAAAUCAAUUUGAAGCUCACUAAUGGAUGUUUAUAUAUUUGAUUCCUUGUAUUGUUAUUAUUUUUGGAUGGAAACACAAUCCAAUCCAAUCCAAACCAUGAAAACCCCACUAAAACAUAUAGUUGUUGUUGUUGUCUUUGAAUGAUACGUUUGUUGAGAGAGAGAGAGAGACUGAGAUUUUGUUUAGGUAGACCCAAAUUGGUUGUCUUUUGUCCCAAACCUUAUUGAGAUUUGAGUAGCUUUGAACACCCACCACUCCAUCAAAUCCAAGUCUCCUAAAAGAGAGCAGGAGAGACAGAGAUAAAGACCAUUACUCUUGGACCCCAUGAACUUCCAUUCUUUCAUGACCCUCUUCAAUCUUCUUUAGACACACAGACUUCACUUUCUACUCUCUCCCUCUCUCUUUUAGCUAGAGAUAGAGAGUUGUAUAUGCACCUGAUAAUGGCUGAUCAAGGUGGCAGUAGUAGUAGCAGUGUAAUGAGGGACUACAGGAAAGGGAACUGGACAGUGAGUGAAACAAUGGUGUUAAUAGAAGCAAAGAAGAUGGAUGAUGAGAGAAGAAUGAAGAGAAGUACUGGAGAGAGUAGUGCUGAAGCAGGAAGAUCAAGCAAGCCAACAGAGUUGAGAUGGAAGUGGGUUGAGGAUUACUGUUGGAGGAAAGGGUGUUUGAGGAGCCAAAACCAAUGCAAUGACAAGUGGGACAAUCUCAUGAGGGAUUACAAGAAAGUGAGAGAUUAUGAGAGAAGAAGAAUAGCUGAAAGAUCAGGAGGAGGAGGAGGAGAUGGAAAUACUACUGUUAGAUCAGUUGAAGGGUCUUAUUGGGAACUUGAGAAGAAUGAGAGGAAAGAAAAGAACUUGCCUAGCAAUAUGCUGCCUCAGAUAUUUCAGGCUUUGGAGGAGGUGGUGGAGAAGAAAGGAACUCAUCACAAGAUUGCUAAUGUUGGGGGUGGUGGUGGUGGGUCAUUAGCUUCUAUUCCUAACAUUGGUUAUGCUGUUCAACCCUUAUUUCCUCCUCUAUUGCAACAUCAUCAAGUCUCAGGUUCUAUUCCAUUGUUACCCCUACCACCUCCACCUCCUCCACCACCAUCCCAACAACCACCAAUGGCACAACCAGCUGCUCCUCUCUCUUAUCAGCCUCAUCUAACAUUGCCCACAGUAGGCUCAGAUACUGAUACAAGUGACUAUUCGGACUCACCGGCAAAGAGAAGGAGAAGAGGAAGAGGAGGUAGUGGUGCUGGUGGAGAGGGAACAAGUGGGACUGCAAAUACAAGCUCAUCAAAUCAUGAAGUGGGAAGUGCAAUCUACAAAAGUGGUUCCAUAAUAGCAGAAGCACUUCAGGGUUGUGAUGAGAGACAAGAAAGAAGGCAUAGAGACCUCCUUAGUCUCCAUGAAAGAAGACUCAAGAUUGAAGAAACCAAGACUGAGAUCAACAGGCAAGGCAUUAACGGCUUAGUUGAUGCCAUCAACAAGCUUGCUAAUUCAAUCCUUACUUUGGUUUCCCAUAGCAAGAACCAAUCAUCUUCAAAAUGAUCAUAAUAUUCAUCAUAGACCAAUUAGAAACUCUCCAUUAAUUAAUCCCCAAAUCCCAUUUGGGUAAUUGUAAAUAAUUCUCCAUUUUGAGCUUCAAUUCUUAUGAUUAGGAGUUGUGCCAUUUAGGCUAUUCGAUGUAACAUAAA
Messenger RNA from Tripterygium wilfordii, 1720 nucleotides. RefSeq lists its product as uncharacterized. The record is from RefSeq and is a predicted model, not a curated record. The transcript has a single exon. Lineage: Eukaryota; Viridiplantae; Streptophyta; Magnoliopsida; Celastrales; Celastraceae. The coding region runs from base 474 to 1574 and encodes 366 amino acids.